Molecule: messenger RNA, 486 nt
Organism: Paramuricea clavata
Lineage: Eukaryota; Metazoa; Cnidaria; Anthozoa; Malacalcyonacea; Plexauridae
Source: the annotation of a GenBank genome assembly
AUGGCAGCGAGCUUUAAAAUCCCAACAAGUGUGAAAGGAAAGGCAAAAAAGGAUCCGGGGUUGCCAAAGUUUGAUUGGAAACCUUUCGAAAAAGAAAAGAGUUUGAGUUGCGGUACGUUGGGGUCCGUAUACCUAGGAAAAUACAAAGGAAAACCAGAAAAAGUGGUUACUAAAAAGAUAAUGUCUAAUCGAUUGACUCGAAAUCCCGUUUCGUGGAAGAAACCGCACUGUUGAACAGUGCAAAUGGCCACAGGAACAUAAUCCGGUUCCCUUGAAUUCAGUAAUGAUGCAUGGAGCUAUUCUUGCUUCGAUUUUUGUCCGUUUGGAGUUGCAAAAAGCCUUUGCACACUAGAAGAUUUUGUCCAUUUUGUAGACGAUGAGUUUGACUUUGCCUCCUUCGCAGACUUGUUGCCAACAUGUGCCAAAGAUGUUGUCGAAGGUUUGAAAUAUUUCCACAGCAAGAAUAUCGCUGGCACCAGGAUCUGA